AGCCCCGAAGGGUCAAAAGGAAUACAAAAGCAAAGUGUGUUUGCUUCCUGUGAGCCGUUGUUCUUUCUCGGUUUCUUUUCUAGUUUUUUAAGAGCGAGUGGCCUUGGCGGCGACGGUUUGCGUUAAGCGCUGCGGAGGUGAGGGAGGCUCGCCUCCCGCGCUCUGGUAGUUUUGAGGUGCUGACAACCAAAAGAUCCUGCUGCUUUUAUUUCUUCCCUGAGUUCCAGAAAUUGCUCCAAAGAGCUCGAGGAAUUUUGCAAAGUCACAGAGACAAGGUGAUCCUGCUUCUGUCCUGAGCAUCUGGCUGCAGGCAUCUAGUGGUGCUGCAUCCCUACAUCCAGAGAAGCUGCACUGUGGGCCUUCUCUCAGCUCUGCGACCUCCCUGCUUUACAGACUGGACUUGACUGCUAAAGGGCCUUGAGUACCUGAGAGUCUCCAUUGGAAUCUGCUUUGGAAGCAAGAACAGACUAUUCCAUCAUGGAUGGAGGGGAUGAUGGUAACCUUGUCAUCAAAAAGAGGUUUGUGUCUGAGGCAGAACUAGAUGAGCGGCGUAAAAAGAGGCAAGAAGAAUGGGAGAGGGUUCGAAAACCAGAAGAUCCAGAAGAAUGUCCAGAGGAGGCGUAUGACCCUCGGUCUCUGUAUGAACGGCUGCAGGAACAGAAAGACAGGAAGCAGCAGGAAUAUGAGGAGCAGUUCAAAUUCAAAAACAUGGUAAGAGGGUUAGAUGAAGAUGAGACCAACUUCCUUGAUGAGGUUUCUCGACAGCAGGAGCUGAUAGAGAAGCAGCGACGAGAAGAAGAACUGGAGGAACUGAAGGAGUACAGAAGUAAUCUCAACAAGGUUGGAAUUUCUACAGAAAAUAAGGAAGUGGAGAAGAAGAUGACUGUGAAACCCAUAGAAACCAAGAACAAGUUCUCGCAGGCAAAGCUGUUGGCAGGAGCUGUGAAGCAUAAGAGCUCAGAGAGUGGCAAUAGUGUGAAAAGACUGAAACCAGAUCCUGACCCAGAGGACAAGGCUCAAGAGGCCCCAUCCUGCAUGUCUCUUGGAAGCUCUUCUCUGAGUGGACCUCCCUCCAUCCACUGCCCGUCUGCUGCUGUAUGCAUCGGCAUCCUUCCCGGCUUGGGUGCCUACUCUGGGAGCAGUGACUCCGAAUCCAGUUCAGACAGCGAAGGCACUAUCAAUGCUACGGGGAAGAUUGUCUCCUCCAUCUUCCGAACCAACACCUUCCUUGAGGCACCCUAGCUCCUGACAUUACCACAGGGAGCAUCUCCUCAGAGGGUUAGAUGCCAGUUCUGCCUUGGCGUCACCUCCCUCAAAAAACUUACUUACCUGCUUCCUGUGCACAUGUGACAUUUUAACUUAACUCAGAAAUGUGUCACGGUCCACUUGUGGCUCAAACUCAGCUUGAUUUCUCUAUACUGCAGUGCAGAUGACCAAACCUAUCCUGUUGAUAUGAGGAGUCAGGGUUCAGGCUAAUCUCAGAAAUGUCACUGACAGGGCAAGGACAGGCACCAGAUGGCUUGCAAGGGUUCGGUGUCCCUUGUUGCUGUCUUGUUUCUCUCCUCACUUAGCAGCACAGGAAGCAAGGGCAGCAUUAACUUCAUAUUCUGUUGUAGAUGAAUGGGUUGCUUGGUUCUACCAUGUUGUGUGUGGGCAUAGAGAAAGGGGCUGAUUAGCCGGUGACAUGGAGCUGUCCCCUAGAACUAACCCUUCCUGGAUGUUGUGUGGUUUAAGUAAAGAUUGCAAGCCACACCCACGAGGCUAUGAGCCAACUACAGCCCUUGAGGUGACACUCUUCCAUGUUCUCUCUCCAUCCAGCCUGCAGGGUGGAAGGAGCUAUAAUGAGGACAUGUCCGUCUUCUGCCCACCUUCUCUCCCUGAAAAAUUGUUUUGAUUUGUUUUUGAAAUAAAAGAUUUAGUUUAAGAUUCUGAA
Molecule: messenger RNA, 1933 nt
Organism: Grammomys surdaster
Lineage: Eukaryota; Metazoa; Chordata; Mammalia; Rodentia; Muridae
Gene: Psme3ip1
Product: family with sequence similarity 192 member A
Exons: 10
Coding region: 478-1242 (254 amino acids)
Cellular component (GO): nucleus
Source: RefSeq, a predicted model, not a curated record